CCUUUCUCAUCUACCCAAAAACGUUAACACAAACACGUACAUCUCAUUAAAAAUCCUCACUCUCUGUUUUUCUUUUUUUAAUUCCCAGUCUACUUUUUGAUUUUCCCCCAUCGAAUGAGCCAAAUAAAAACCAUCCACAAUCCCAUAGGGUCAUUAGAGAGAUUUUUGGAUCUUCUCUUGAUCUCUCUCAUCGUUUACAUGACAUUGAAAGGAGGCACGAGUGGUGCUUGUGCUGCGUGCAAGUACCAACGCAGACGCUGCGCCGCGGACUGCCCACUCGCGCCGUACUUCCCAGCCGAACAACCAAAGCUCUUCCAAAACGUUCAUAGGCUAUUCGGCGUUAGAAGCAUUGUUAAAAUACUCGAGAACCUAGACGAAGUUCAGAGACCAGAAGCUAUGAAAUCAAUUAUCUUUCAGUCUUAUGUUCGUGAUCGUAAUCCUGUCCAUGGUUGCCUUGGAAUCACACAACAACUACAAUACAUGAUAUGGGUCGCCGAAGAAGAGCUCAAAGCCGUCAAUUCCCAAUUACAGCUCUAUCGUAGUGGUCAAAAUCAUCCUAACCCUCAUAAUAUGAUGAUUCACGAGAUUGGUGAAAAGCAAGAAGAUCUCACAUCCCAGUUAGAUUUGGGAAUGGGACUUCCGGUUAACAAUAAUAACCAAGGCAAUAAUACAAUACCAUUUUUCAGUCCGGUUUCUGAAACUCAGCAGCAACAACCUCAUAUGUCUUAUUGUAGUGAUCAGGUUAAUAACCAUGACUACAAUCCCAUUCCAGAUUCAUGUAAGGAAGUUCUCAACAAUCAUAAUACUUCUUUGGCUUGGGGUCAGAAUCAAUUUCCUUACAAUCAUCAUAACUAUGGAUUCAUCAAUCAAAACGAGCAUUGUAGCGAGACGAAGAACAACAACAGUGUGAUGGCCAUACAGUCUCAACUUGUUAAUCUUCAGAUGGCAUCGAAUCAACAAAAGGAAGAAGUUGAUGAUCAGAACUACGAUGAAAUCCAUCAAUUCCUAGAAAUCAUCGAUGAGAGUCAAUCUUUCACGGAAACGAAAGAAGUGUACGCUUCAAGCUCUGGUGAAUCUUUGAAGGAACCUAUAGAUGAAAUAGGGGAGAAGGAGUUGAGGAGGGCGGCAACUUGCUUUAGUCUCACGAGUGUGAAUUGAUUGAUCAUGGAGACUGAAUCCUUUAAUUCAAAUUUUUACUUGUCUUUAUGUUUGUUUUUGUUAA
Brassica oleracea var. oleracea is the source of this 1222-nucleotide messenger RNA. RefSeq names its product LOB domain-containing protein 27-like. The transcript is spliced from 2 exons. NCBI's taxonomy places the organism in Eukaryota, Viridiplantae, Streptophyta, Magnoliopsida, Brassicales, Brassicaceae. Bases 115 to 1158 code for a protein of 347 amino acids. The record is from RefSeq and is a predicted model, not a curated record.